GGCGUGAAGGGCUUCGAGGGGCCCAUCCACGUGUUUGGCUUCCCCACGUACCUCCACUUCCAGGCGCCCCAACUCGUCACCAUGAGGCCACGCCCCCCCAAGUUUGCUUUGCUGCCGAGGAAGCCGGAGGACACAUACGCGCCCAACACGUACCUGCUGCUGCUCUACAUCACGCCGUGUGCGCCGGGCAGCAGCCUGGCCGUGCAGGUGCAGCUGGUGAGGCGCGGCGACGGCAAGAAGCUGCCCUCCGUGCCGCGCUGGAUGCUGCACCUCCGCCAGCACCAGGUGUUUGAUGGCGACUCCUACUUCCUGCACUGCCAGGAGCGAGUGCUGCAGGCGAGGGAGCAGCAGAUGGAGAAGGCUCGGGCGAGCAAGGGCGAGGCACAGCCGGGCGGAGGUGCCAUGGAGGGUGGGCGAGGUGAAGCGGGGGGCGCAGGGGUGAAGGGCAGCGCGUGGAGGGCGUUCUACAUGCCCACCAACGCUGACCUCCCUGUCGUUGCCUUCCGCCAAUGGCUCUCCAAAUACGCAGGUGGAGCCGUGGCGUACCCGCCUCCCUUGGCAGGCGUGUUACUGCCCCCCCAGCCGCCCCCCAAGGAGCAGGUGUUGGAGCGCAUGGCCUCCCACACCGCGCACUGCACCGCCUGCUCUGGUGCCCUCACCAACGUGCAGCGCCUCCAGCUGCUUCUGCCAGCCGUCUCGCUGCUCUCUGCUGCUGCUGCUGUCGCCUCCGCCUCCCUGCAUGCUCACCUGCCACUUGCUGUGCUGGCCCUGGCGGCUGCUGCGGCAGCGUGGAAGGUGCAGGAGGUGGCCAAGGAGUUUGUGUACACGGAGUGGGACCAUGCCACGAGGGAUUGA
This is a messenger RNA of Closterium sp. Naga37s-1, 855 nucleotides long. The record is from the annotation of a GenBank genome assembly. NCBI's taxonomy places the organism in Eukaryota, Viridiplantae, Streptophyta, Zygnematophyceae, Desmidiales, Closteriaceae.